UCAAGAAGGGAGUAUGUUAACAACCUGGAUCACUCUGACGCUCUUUUUAAGCAUUGGCUAUGCGGCAAAUCGUGACGUAAUGUCAAAGGUUAAUUGUUCGACCUUGCUUAACAAGAAGCUGUUCCAUCUUCAUUCAAAACUGUUGAAUGUGUCCAAGACAAAUGUGGUUUUUCUUAAGGAAAGCGUUUACCUUACCACGUUUCAAACAAGAUGUUCCCAUGAAAGAUGUUUUACACGGACUUCUAUGGAAAAGCAUGUUCCAGGACCUAAAAUUUGUCCAAAUGGGUGGAAGUCGAGAAAGGGAAGCUGUUAUCAAGUAUUCACGGAUAAAGUGAACUGGUUUCAAGCCCAGAUGAAUUGCCGAAGAUAUGAAAGCACCCUUGCUCACAUUGAGGAUGAGCUUGAAAAUAAAUGGUUAAAGAAACAAUUUCCUGAUAUCAAAACAGCAACAUGGAUAGAUGUCGUUGAUUUAGGAAAAGAAGGUAAAUGGAUGUCGUUUUCAUCCGGAAAAACUGCUAAUUAUCUCCCUUGGUAUGAUAGCGAACCAAACAACUAUGAUUCAUCGGAGCACUGUGCAUUCAUGUUCAAUUCUGGCACAGAAAAAUGGUAUGAUGGAAACUGUACAAGCAGCCUUAACUUCAUGUGCAAGAAAAUAAAUAGUGUGUGAAUUUUUCAUUAUUUAUUUUCAUUGAAUUUCAUAUUAUUACAUAUUUUUUAGAA
Messenger RNA from Magallana angulata, 720 nucleotides. RefSeq names its product C-type lectin mannose-binding isoform-like. The record is from RefSeq and is a predicted model, not a curated record. Lineage: Eukaryota; Metazoa; Mollusca; Bivalvia; Ostreida; Ostreidae. The transcript has 5 exons. The coding region runs from base 14 to 667 and encodes 217 amino acids. Gene Ontology annotation, molecular function: signaling receptor activity.